Molecule: messenger RNA, 1195 nt
Organism: Xenopus tropicalis (tropical clawed frog)
Lineage: Eukaryota; Metazoa; Chordata; Amphibia; Anura; Pipidae
Gene: synj2bp
Product: synaptojanin 2 binding protein
Exons: 4
Coding region: 68-505 (145 amino acids)
Cellular component (GO): mitochondrial outer membrane
Source: RefSeq, marked provisional
UGAAAGUUCCCGGCGGCUGUGUCUCACCUUCAGCCCUGGGCUCGGUGCUGCAGGCGGGGGCUCGAACAUGAGUGCGGGGGCGCUGGCGGCCGUGGAGGAGAUCGCUCUUACUCGGGGGCCCUCAGGGCUUGGCUUCAACAUAAUUGGUGGCACGGACCAGGAUUAUAUAGCCCACGACAGUGGCAUAUAUGUUAGUAGCAUAAAAGAAAAGGGUUCUGCAGCAGCGGAUGGACGGUUGCAGGAAGGAGACCAGAUAUUGGAGGUGAAUGGUGUAAAGCUGGAGGACCUGUUGCACAGUGCUGCGGUGGAUCUGUUUAGGAAUGCUGGGGAACAUGUUGUAUUGAAGGUUCGACACAAGGUCCAGAACCAGCAGAAUGGACCCUUGAGCACCAGAAGUGAGAGAGACUCAGAAGACUCUUCUCUAGCGAUGCUUGCCAUCCCAGUGUUAUUAUCUGUGGCAGCUUUUGCCAUUUUUGCAAUAGUUAAAUACCGCCAACGCAUGUGAAAAAAUCCGAAGGGCCAGAAGCAGCUAUGUUAAAUAGGAAAAGUUGCUCAUAUAUACUUAUAAAGCUAUAUAUAGAUAUGAUUAUCAGUAGCCGGUCACAUAGCUCCACGUUAUGGUGUGUAUAUCUGCUGCCUGAAAGUGUAUAUCCCUUUUGCUGGGGGAGAUUAAGCCAUAGGAGAUUUCAUGUACAAUCAUUGUGAGAUUCUAUUGAAAGUGUAUUUACUUUAGCGUGGGGAGAUAAGCAAUAGGAGAUGCCAGGUACAAUCAUAGUCAGAUACUAUUCCAUCAGGUGUAAUGCUACAGCUUUGCCUUCCCUAUGUCUGUACUAAUCACUCCCACUGCUUCUGUCCUCUCUCUCCCCAGUGCAAUGUGUUUAAUGGUAUUGUAUUCACCCCACACACACACACACCUUUAUACUUAAUAUUGAUCAUUUUAUCAUUUCAAAUAGUAGUCGAACCCAAAAACUGACAGAUGGAGAUUUGCUGUCUUGCAAGUCAGAUGACUGGCACACUAGGCUCGGGUACUGCAUUAUGGGAAAUGCCAGAUAGUUUAAAGGCAUGCCUGGUUGGGAAGGAGUUAUCAAGUGCAUGGUUGUUACUUUUAUAUUUAUCAGCCAAAGAUUGUGUUUUUGUUAGUACAUCCAUAUAACCUGACGUGUCCACGAAUGCCUUUAAUAAACAUGCUUAUUAA